GCUGAGUAAAAGUAUCUUAAAACAGAUGAUGAUGAGUUCUGGCUUCUUUCAUUCAUUAAACUUUAUUUCUGAGUAUUUUUCCAUUGAUUUUCUUAUGUAAUCAUUUGCAUACAUUGCAUACAUUACUAACAAAUGUAAAGCUUGCCUAUAUAAAGUGUGUUUUAGGAGAGUGUUGACAGACUCGCCCUUCACAGAAGAGAUGAAGAUUGUCGUGUUUGCUCUUCUCCUCUCAGCUCAUUGUGAGCUGACAACAGCUCUGAAAAGACAACACUUUCAUUUUAGUAAUGCCACAACAUGGACAGAUGCUCGAAGUUAUUGCAGAGACAACUAUGUAGACCUGUCCAGUGUUGACAGCCAGGAGGAAAUUACAGCGUUACGCACGGCAAGUUCAUACUCAGACAGCUGGGUUGGUCUGAAAAAGAUCUCUACAAACAACUGGCAGUGGAGUGAUGGAGGCAAUAGCAGUUUUAUUAUAUGGGGAGGUGAACAACCAAACGAACCACACAAUAAUAACAUUUGUGCUAUGGUGAACAAGAGCAAAUUGAAUGACAGGAAAUGUUCGGAGUCACACCCUUACUUCUGCUACAAGUGGGACACUGAACUGAUUGUGGUUAAAGAGAAUAAGAGCUGGGAGGACGCGUUACAAUACUGCAGGACUCAUCACACUGAUCUGGCCAGUCUGCCAACAAAUUUACAUUUAACCCAAGCCAAACAAACCGUUGCUAAUACAUCAAGUGUGUGGACAGGUCUACGGUUUCUGGCAGGCUCAUGGUUCUGGUUAAGUGGUGAGAAUCUGGGAUAUGUUAGUGCCCAACUGCCAGUCUGUCCUGCCAAUUACACUUACUGUGGAUCUCUAAACAUGACAACUCAGAGCUGGGAGAACAGAAACUGUAUGGAGGAACUUAACUUUGUGUGCUAUUAAAGAGGAGGCAUUAAGAAGAUCACCUACAAAAAGAUGACAAAUAAAAUAACUUAUGUCUAAGUAGCUAUUUAUUUAAAAUAAUAAUAUGGUAAAUUUACAAAGCAUAGUAUGAACAAUUUAUAUAAAAGUAGUGCUUAUGGGUAAUAUUUGACCUGAAUAUAUACUUUCUGUAUAUUGAUGAUGAAUAUCACAAAAGUUACUUUUAAUUUAUCUCUGUUUGUAAUACAAGUAGUG
Messenger RNA from Misgurnus anguillicaudatus (oriental weatherfish), 1156 nucleotides. The record is from RefSeq and is a predicted model, not a curated record. NCBI's taxonomy places the organism in Eukaryota, Metazoa, Chordata, Actinopteri, Cypriniformes, Cobitidae.